GUGUGGCUCGCGCCGGUUGUGGAAACGUUGCUACAUCUAGAUGCUUCUGAAUUGCCGUUUGCUGUGUGCCCAGCUUAAAGCUAAGACUUUAUAAUGAUACGCAUAAAGUUUGUAUUAUAAGACUGAAUUACCGUAUGGUUAAAUGUCUAAUAUGGCUAACGAACAGCGUUGUCCCUUUUGUAGUACCUUCUGAUGCUGCGUUUACGGUAGCGGCGGUGUUAUUCGUUUCAUCCGUUAACGUCACUUCACAUAAACCGGGCAAUUUUAAAAAUGCUAAACGAGUAAACACGACUGUAUUUAAUCAUGAAACAACACGGUAUGUAACCAACUAUGACCUACAUCAUGUAUAGUGUCCUUAACGUGAAUGCUCAUCGGUGUAGCGGUGUGGUAACCAAUGGAGACAGGAGACGCCUAAUCAGAUUUAGCUAGGUUAGCUAGCUAGCUAACUACUCUCACAUUUAACCCUAUCAGAAGACAUUCGACAUGGCUGCAAAGCUGAAGGGCAAACCAUCCCAAAGUUUAUUUGGAGAUGACGAUUUGCUCGACAGCUUAUUUGAUGAUGAAAAAUUCCCAGUAAGAGGGAAAGCAACUCGCAGUGGACCACUGAAUCGCACUUCUGCCACUGAUAACAUCUUCAGUAUGCUAGCACAGGAGGUAAAGAGGGAUGGUGGGGACACUGAGGACUCUGAUGUCUCAGCGGCAGAUCCCAACGACAUACUGAAGAACUUGAAGGACAUGGAUGAUAUGGACGCUGACCUCUUUGCAUCAAAGAAAAAGCCCAGUUCAGCUCCUGCACAAACAGAGCCGAAGAAAGACUCUUCCACAUUAGAAAGUAAAGUAAAACCAGAGGGAGCAGAUGAACCCACCACAGGAGGGAGGAAACCCAAUUCUGCACCUUCAUCUACAACGCAGAACUACAGGAAGUUAAUCUUCUCUGAUCCAGACGACCCGCUGGCUGAUCUUGACGACUUGCUUCCAGAUGAAACCAAGCCCGAACCUAAAUCAAACCUACAGCAGUCCAAACCUGAAAAAUCUCCCUCAGCAUCUCCUAUCCUAAAGACUGAAACAUCUAAGGCAGCCAAAAAACGAAGGGAUCUCACAUUUGAUGAUGAUGAUAAGGAUGACCUAAUGGAUGCCCUGGGAUUUGACAGUGAUAAAAGCAGCGCCAGGAAAAAAGACAGCCUGCUUUGGUCCAACAAGGAGAGGAGUGGGACCCCUCAGAGACCUCUCACUGCAGUAGACGGGAUCCUGGAGAGUUUGACUUCACCUCGUCUUCUGGAGCGACCUGCGACGGGCGAGAAGAAGGAGCAGCCUCAGCCUCAAGAGAAGCAGCAAAAAGAAAAGACCCCUACUUUGAAAGAGACACUUUUCGAAGACGACCUCACGUUUGGCUCCUAUCAGCCCACUCUGGGAUCCAUGCUUGAAGGGCGCCUGUCCCGUAGACAGUCAGUCAGAUUUUCUACAGAGGACGUCUCUACGCCAGAGAAGAAACCAAAACCCACCACCCCCACCACCUUACGACACCGCAACUCAGCUGACUGGCUCGGCCUCAAGACAAACGAUGACCUCACCUUUCUAGAGGGCGAUGCCAAAGAGACCAAGACUUCAACAGAGUCUCCAAAGGCUCCUGCCUCUCCUUCAUUAGAGAGAAGACCCUCCCUGACUGGCAGUCAUGCCACAUCUGCUGCAAAAAUGGCAGCUGACACCCCAGCGACGACUGAUAAUAUCACCAAACAAACCAAACCAGAGGUCUCUAAGAGCCAGAAGAAAGAAGAGGAGGAAGAUGAUUGGUUAGCAGGAGUACUGAGCAGGAAGAAGGUGCCAUCAGUGUCAAAGUCUGAGGCAAAAACAUCCAAGCAGGAAGACGCUUUGGGCCUGGGAGAGGAAGUGGAUCUGGAGUCGACUGUUAGUAAACAAGUCACUUCACAAGCUCCCAGGGGCAGAGAGGACACUCUUACAUCUGUCAGAGAAGCUAAUAGUACUUAUCUUGGACAGCCCAGCGCCAGUGCUCUCUCCACUCCUAUCAGAGAGGCAAGGACCGAGCAAGAUUGCCCUCCUCAAGUUACUGCUCCUUUACCGGCCUCUGCUGCUAGCGUUAGCCUCGCCCAACCCCAUCCUCAGUCCCAACCCCAACACCUAUCGUCCAACAAGGGAUCCAGGGUGCCAAGUGGGCCCGUUCAGGCUUCGGAUGAAACCCUGCAACAGCAGCCGCUGCCCAACCCCAUCUCUGCUAUACCUUCUGGCUCAGUGUGGCCUGUUCCACAGCAAAACCAGUUGCAAAAUGCAUCAGCUGCCAUCCAACAACAGGUGACACUUUCAGCAGACAGUCUGCAGCAGCUGCUUCUACAACAGCAAAUGAUGCAGUCUCAGUUGCUGGGUCUUGGGGGUGUUGUGGAUGCAGGGCUCCUGCAGAGACUCAAAGAGAGAGAGCAGCCGCCUGGAGAUUAUCAAGCGUUACAGGCUCGCAUCAUCCAGCUGGAGGGACAGGUGAAGACCCUGCAGCUGGAGCGAGACCAAAGCCAAAUGUUGCUAGAGUGUGUCCAGCAGAGGCAUAAACAGGAUAUGGAACUAAUGGAGAACGCACACAAGACUAGAGUGAAGCUUCUCGAGGAAUCGGCAGCCCAGAGGGAGACACAAACACGGCAGGAGUGUGAAGACCUAAUGGAUCGCCUGGCUGCAGUAACACGAUCGGCUGAGCAGGAACGCUCGGAGCUGCAGGCACAGUACCAGCGCAAACUGGCCCAGGCCCAGCAAGAGAGAGACUGCGAGGUGGAAAGACUCAAGGACCUGCAGAGGAAAUCUAUCUUGGAGAUGAAGAAAGACCACGAGGAUCAUGUCCAGAGACUAAAGAAAUUAAAGGAGGAGGAGAUUGAUGCAGUUACGAGCGCAACAUCUCAGACCAGAUCUCUUAAAGUGGUGAUUGAGCAGAUGGAGCAGUUCUCCUCUCGGCUGGGUGAUCUGUCUUCUCGGGUGGAGAGCACACACGAACACACGGCUCAUGGCCUGGAGGAGGGGGCACGGCACAGGGACGAGCAGCUUCGAAUGGUGCAGGACUGUCUGGCCCAGCAGCAGAAGGCGAUGGCGGAGGAGAGAGUGUACCUCAAGGAAGUCAUUUCCAGGAUGGACACUCAGCUCAGUGAGCAGCAGAGACAGCUUGAGAAGGAACAAGGCGACCUAAAACUUCACAAUGCAGAGCUGAAACAAAAGGAGAUGGCUUUGGCACAAGAGAAAGAAACUCUGGACAGACUGAAAGAAGAAGUGAACAGAGAGAAAGAGAAAAUAAGCAGCACAGCGUUGAGACUCAAGACACAAGCCCAGGAGGUGGAGGCCUUUAGCAAGCUUGCUGCGGAGAAGUUCGAGGAAGGCGAACGAGCGCUGCAGGAGGCGAAACGUGUGGAGGCUGAGCACGAGGCAAGGCUCAGAAAUAUCCAUACCCAGGCAGAGCGGCUGAGGCAGCAAGAGCAGCGAAUCCUUCAGGAGCGAAUGCGGUUAAAUCAUCUGCAGGAGGACACAGAGAGGCUGAGACAAGUCGCUCCAGUUACGUCUUUAACACAAAUGAUUCCACCUGUUUUACCAGACGCAGGUUCAGUGUUGCAAAACCCGGAGCUGCAAUCAACCCUGAAUGUUCCUCCUCCAACGACAACUUCAUGUGCCAACUCUAAAUCCAUGGCUCUUCAAGCUAGUCUGGCUCUGUGGAGGUACACUUCAGAAAAGGACCAGGAAUUCCUCGCAGAGGAGCAGAUCUUCUUGGAGAAUUUGAAGAAGAAAUCUUACAGAUCCACCUUCAAAACAGAUUGACCAACACAUGCUGGGUGCUCCCAGUAAGAUUUAGGUUACUUUUCAUGUGUAG
This is a messenger RNA of Epinephelus fuscoguttatus (brown-marbled grouper), 3850 nucleotides long. Its product is annotated as fas-binding factor 1-like. The coding region runs from base 484 to 3798 and encodes 1104 amino acids. The record is from RefSeq and is a predicted model, not a curated record. The transcript is spliced from 29 exons. Gene Ontology annotation, biological process: establishment of epithelial cell polarity; cilium assembly. Gene Ontology annotation, cellular component: ciliary basal body; ciliary transition fiber; centriole. Lineage: Eukaryota; Metazoa; Chordata; Actinopteri; Perciformes; Serranidae.